Podospora pseudopauciseta is the source of this 779-nucleotide messenger RNA. It is a transcript of the gene QCR7, whose product is annotated as Cytochrome b-c1 complex subunit 7, mitochondrial. The transcript has 2 exons. Lineage: Eukaryota; Fungi; Ascomycota; Sordariomycetes; Sordariales; Podosporaceae. Bases 266 to 643 code for a protein of 125 amino acids. Gene Ontology annotation, biological process: mitochondrial electron transport, ubiquinol to cytochrome c. The record is from RefSeq and is a predicted model, not a curated record.
GGCCAAAAAAGUAGCAUUACCUCAUCGCUGCCUUGCGAAGCAUAAGCAUGGGAAAACCAUGCCUAACUUUUCAGGCAGAAAAUCCCAGGCCGCAACGGGUUUUCCCGGGGCAGAGCUCUGCCUGUCCAAUUGAGCCAACCAACGUCUGCUGAUUCCCGACGCGGCAAUUUGGCAAAGCUCCCACCACCAAGCCCACCCACCCAGACUGCUGGUCGUCGCAAAGUUGCAAGUGUGAAUACCUUCAACCUCCACACAUCCAUCCAAAAUGACGGCCCCAUCGCUCGCCAGCUAUGUCACCAAGCGCCCCUGGCUCUCCAAGCUCCUGAAGCCCGUUGCCGGCUGGUACAGCAAUGCUGCCCUCUACCGUCAAAUGGGUCUCAAGGCCGAUGAUUUGAUCUCCGAAGAAAACGCCGACGUCCUCAAGGCCCUCGGCCGCCUCACCCCCAAGGAGUCCUACGACCGCAUCUACCGCAUCCGCCGCGCCACCCAGCUCUCCCUCCAGCAAAAGAUCCUACCCAAGAACGAGUGGACCAAGCCCGAGGAGGACGUCCAAUACCUUUCCCCCAUCCUCGAGGCCAUCGAGGCCGAGGCAAAGGAGAAGCAGGCUCUCGACACUCUUGUCCCCUCCAAGGCCGGCCACUAAGAGAAUUGCCCUGAACUUUUGCUUGUAGCCAAAAGAAGAGGAACCGGGAGUGGUGGAGAGGAGAAAAGGGGGGGAAACUGUACUAUGAUCAUGGACCCAGGUCUGGAACAGACCGGGGUCAAGGAGUAUGGGAGCG